Messenger RNA from Aspergillus glaucus CBS 516.65, 252 nucleotides. RefSeq lists its product as uncharacterized. The transcript has a single exon. The annotation marks the transcript as partial. NCBI's taxonomy places the organism in Eukaryota, Fungi, Ascomycota, Eurotiomycetes, Eurotiales, Aspergillaceae. The record is from RefSeq and is a predicted model, not a curated record.
GCUCAGAUCACCGGAUAUGCGCUGGGCAAAUGGGGUGAUUAUUUCGCCUUAAUCGAGGGAAAGCAAGAUCAAGUUGUUUCUGGAUAUGCGUACCAGGCUCAGAAUGAAGCACACGCCCAGAAACUCGCAUACUACGAGACAAGCACUUACAAAGUUCACGACUGUCAGAUACGCUUCACAGAUGACAACCAGCUCUCAGAGCUCGGCGGAAAAACAUUCAUGUACGCUGGUGAUAAGCAAGCCUUGUUGGAG